AUGUCUCAGCGCGUAUCUGACGAAUCUACGUUUCACGGACACCACACCACAGAAGCCAUGUCAAGAAUCGAUCGCACCAGCGAAAAGUAUAAAGCUCGCAACCAAUGUAGAUCACGGAAAUCGUCGGCUAUGAACGAAAUGAUGGUCGCGAUUAAAUCUGUGAAUCAGUUACCGAUUAUGGAUUGCAAGUGUUCUAACGACGCUCGGUCGCAGAAAAUAUCGAGAGCAUUCCUUGAGGAAGAAGCCGCUCUGGAGAGUAGCAUACAAUCGAAAAGGUCACGUACGAAGAUAUAUUCAGGCGCCAAAGCUCGCCAACCGAGUGUACCGAAACUUUUCACCCUGGCAACUCGCUCGCUACAGGAAAACGUCGAUCAGAUCGGCGUAUUGGGUGGCAGAAUUCCAUUCGAUCUACUUCGGCCAGUACUGGAAAAAGCUACGCCCAAUCAGCUAACAAAGUUAGAGCAAUUAAAUCCCUACUUACUGGAAGAGACGUAUGUUCUCUGGGAACAGCAUUGCAGGCGCGAAUUUCGCAAUCAACAGCGCAAAGAAGAGGAGUGUGAGUCCUGGCGAGAAAUGUACGGCCGUUGCUCCCAAGAAAGAGACGCAAAACUUGCCAGUCUCGUACAAAUCAUAAAGCAGUCCACAGUGCAAAGAGAGGCCCCUGUACGGAAAACCCAGCUGCUGUACAUGGAUUCGACUGUGAAGCCACCGCGCAAUGUGAUCAGCAAGCAGAUCAAAUACGGCACUGAUCGAGUUGCCGUUGUGUCGCCGGCAGCUAGAGUGCCGGCGUUGCAGAGUACGUCCACUAAUGUCGUUAAAGUAGGAGAUUCUCGCCUGAAGGCGGUUGUUGCUGUUGUUGGGGCAAAGGGUAAAGUUCCGGUGCAAGGGAAGCCGAAAAAGGCACCGUUGAUGGCCAAGUUGUUGACCUCUAUAAAAGGCUUGAAGGGUGGUUCACGGCGUUGA
Messenger RNA from Sabethes cyaneus, 963 nucleotides. Its product is annotated as transcription elongation factor B polypeptide 3-like. Bases 1 to 963 code for a protein of 320 amino acids. The transcript has 2 exons. Lineage: Eukaryota; Metazoa; Arthropoda; Insecta; Diptera; Culicidae. Gene Ontology annotation, cellular component: nucleus; elongin complex. The record is from RefSeq and is a predicted model, not a curated record. Gene Ontology annotation, biological process: transcription elongation by RNA polymerase II.